Molecule: messenger RNA, 6956 nt
Organism: Clupea harengus (Atlantic herring)
Lineage: Eukaryota; Metazoa; Chordata; Actinopteri; Clupeiformes; Clupeidae
Gene: elmod3
Product: ELMO domain containing 3
Source: RefSeq, a predicted model, not a curated record
UUGCUUCAUAAUAUCGGGAAUUUAACAGGAUGCAUGUAACAUUACAUCUUGCAAACUUUUAUGUGCUUUAUUUUAUCAUCCGAGAUAUAACGUUGCCGCAUAAGUUACAUGUGCAUGCUACCGCGACAAUACUUAGUCAUCCAGUAUAUUCAUUGGAAAGAUGUUGACAGGAUUGGUAAAUGAAACGGUAACAUUCGGUACACUCUAGUGUUUGUGGUUAAAAUGUUACUAAUGGUUGUUGUUAGAGACAGACUUGCUAGAAAUGAUUUACACUCCUGUUAGGUUUUUAAAGUGGCAUGACAGGAUUUCUUCUGUUUGCGUUUAAGUACAGUGCGACAGUAGCCUACGUAUUUUGUCGCUAUCUUCAUUUCCCCCUAUACCAGAUUUUAUUGCGUGGUAUUUGUCUAGCUAGCUUGCAUGUAAAGAUGACAGGAGGCGAUGAUGUCAUUGAUAACCCCUCCCAUGCUCAUCAAUAUGACAAAUAGAAUGUCCUUUGGCUAACUAUUGAGAUGACAUCUCUUCGAACUAGGCUGUAACAUCAGAACGUCCAUCCGUUAGGCGGAAGUUCCAUAGAACCGUCCACUGGUUGCAGCUAUUAGCAGAGGUUGGUGGGAUUUCCAGGACUGCCAGAGAGCCAUGGGGUUUGGGAAGCAGGAGGCGACCCGGGUCCAUGCCCCCUGCAGCGCGCUCACAGUCUGGCUCUGCUGAUGGAGCGUCCCAGCGGACGCCCGCUCAACUACGCCUGGCACGGAGGACGAGGAGAAGGAGAGGAAGUUUAAGCAGCAUUCUUCAGCCCAAGCUGGAGAGGUUUUAGAUUUCAGCAGAAGCAACAGACUACUCCACACGCUUUCUCUCGCGACGUCUCAAACAACAUAGGAAAACAAGCAGCUCGAUCCUUGACCUCUCCGAACCCACCUGAGGCGAUACCACCAGGGCUUUUAGCAGAGCAACCCGUCGUCCCCCAUUCUCUCUCCUGACCCCUUUCCAAUCUGACUUUGUUACCUGUGGCUUCCACCAUUUGAUUUGGUGCUCUUGAGCGAGAGCCGUCUUGACUGAGCACUAACGGUACAAGGAAAGAGAGAGAGAGAGAGAGAGAGAAAGAGAGAGAGGAGAGGAGAGGAGAGGAGAGGAGAGGAGAGGAGAGGAGAGACUGUGCACUCCCACUCUGUGACUGCUCGAGCACCAUGGCCAUCUGGAGAACAGCAGGGCUGAGUGUCGCACCACCAGAACUGGGCAGACUGUAGGAGGGGCACACCCCACCCGGUAGCAGCAGCCGCCAAGCUCCAACACCCAUGCCAUGGAAGGGGACAUCAUCCUGGUUGCACACACUGAGGGUUUGAAUGGGUUGCCUCAAGAAUGUAAGCAGACAGUGGAUCUGACCAAUGGACACUCCAAUCAUAAACCUGAGAUGAAUGGAGUGGGUCCAGGCCAUGCCAUCAUUAAGGAGCACACCAAUGGACACUCCCUUCACAAACCAGUGCCAAUUUCUGCGCUGAAGCAGAAUGGCCUGUUGCAGUCCCUGGCAGCAGGAGGUGAUCAGCCUCACACAGAAGAGGUGAACUCGGAGGUAGAGAGGGCCAGAGAGGAAUGGGAUGCCCUUGAGAGCAUCCAGCCAGUUCUCCCCGAGGAGCUCACUCCCUCCCCGCUCAUCCCCUUCAACGAGGCCCUGCAGCACUUCCAGACCACAGACCUCGCUGAUUUCUUGAAGAACAUCCAGCCCACCAUUCGUAGGACUGGUCUGGCGGCCAUCACACACUUCCUGUUUGGUCCGCCCCGACUGCACAAGGAGCUGCUGGAGGAGAGGGACCUGGUGUUUGCCAUUGCACAAUGCUCACUGGACAACGGGCAGCCCGUGCACAUGCGUGUGUUGCAGACCAUCUACAAGAAACUGACUGGCAACCGCAAUGACUGCCCGCGCCUUGGACCACACUGGGAGAAUGUUGGUUUUCAGGGAAUAGACCCGGCCACAGACUUGCGAGGCACAGGCUUCCUGGGACUUAUGCACACACUUUACCUGGUCAUGGAUCCAGAAACACUACCUUUAGCAAGAGACAUCUACAAGCUCUCCCAGCACCCAGUGCAGAACUUCCCCUUCAGCGUGAUGUCCAUCAACAUGACACGCAUUGCCUUGCACGCGCUCAGAGAGGAGGUCCUAUCCAAGGAGUGUAACCGACGGCAGCAGGUUGUCGCGGUGAUAAACGACUUCUACGCAGCCACGUUCCUGCACCUGUUCCAGCUGUGGAAGAACGAGCAGAAGACUAUCUCAGACUCUGGCUACGUGCUCAAAGAGGUGGAGAUCUUUGCCAAAAAGAACCCCAAGCAGAUCCUGAGGCGCCUGGAGGCCUUCCUGAAAGAGAGGCGCACCAGGAUAGGGCACCGAGCAUCACCCGACAGCCUGUCUCAUAGCAACCGUUCCCCUAGCGACAGGGGGUCCAGCCUGGGGACCCAGGGGACCAAAGAGGGCAAAGAGAUGAACUUCACCGGGGUGUGUGAGCUCCCGGCCGAGAUGGAGGGAGAGGCCAGACUCAUCUGAGGGGAAAGAGAGCAAGAGUGAGAGUGGAAGAGAGUGAGGAGAGGGAUGGUACAACGUUGUCAUGAAGUUGAAGAUUUAUCUCUUUCAAACUUUCUUUUCCUCUCACUCACCUUUUGCACACAACAGCACGCACACAGACACCUGCACACACACACACACAAAUACACAUGUGCGCGCGCGCCUAGCCAGCAUGGCUGCACAUCUGUCUUGGAGAGCUGCUCCUGUUUCCCUUUUUCCCCCACAGAGUAGACAUCAGGAUUUAGAUUCACUACAAAUCUCUCUCCCUCUCUCUAUCUUCUUCUCUCCCUUUGCCUAUUUCGAUAGUUUGUUCCUAGAAGAACCCCUCGUACUGUAUAUGCUUACACAGAUAAGCCGCCAAGGUGAAUAGUUGCCAAAUAUUGUUUUUUGUUUUGUUUUGUUUGUUUGUUUUUUUUGGUCUUUCCAACUAGUUGGAGCUUGUUGCUGAUGUUACAGCAUUCUCAUGAUCCGUAGGGUGGUUGGUGGUAGGCUCAAGAUGAGGCUCAGGGAGAGUGACUGAGGUUAAUGAGGUUUAAGGCUUAUGAGGUUGGUUGGUUGGUUUGUUUAUGGUUGGCUGUGCACAGGCUGCAUAGACCCCUAAUGUGAGGCUAGAAAGAAGACAGUCACUAAAAGGAAAAUAUCUGAGAUGAGAGCGAUAUUUAUAUUUUGUGCACUAAGCGAGAGAUAGAUUAGGAGAGAUCCAUGUGUGUUGGCUUAACAAUAUCUGUUAGCUUGCAUGUGUGUGUGUGUGUGUGUGUACGUGUUAAAGUGUUCUAUCUAUUUGCUCAAAGGCGUUGGUCUGCUUUGUAAUUGUUGUGUAGGAAACACGGUGUCUUUCUGCGCAGGUUGUAGAUGUAAAACACUUAUUAACAGUGCAAUCAAAGCCCUCGUGAGGCUCUCCUAACCUUGCAAGUGUGUGGUAGUCGUAUUCCUUGAGUGAGAGUGAGUGAGGUAGAUGGUUCGGUUGAAGUCUCUGCACUAUUGAUUUUCCUUUCGGAGCUCUACAAGUGUUCUCUAUGGAUAAAUUCUAGCUGUAUAAAUAUAUAUGAGUAUAUUUUUCAAAGACUUUACACUGAAGCUAUUUUAUUCUUAACCAAUAUGAAGAACACAAAGUAACGCGGCGCCUCCUCGUGUCCCUCAGGAGUCCGUUUGUCAAGGAACUCCUGGCGGUCACUGGGUCUGGUGCUCUGGCUGCAAGUUUUUAAAGCAUUGACAAGGGGGGUGACGUGUAACCACAUGGGACUCAGCUGCCCUCUAGGACUGUUACCAUGUCCCCCACAUCAGAGAAAUUGGGAUGCGCAUCAACCAUCUCCCUUACACCUAGCCGCCAGCCUAGCAGAAGGCUAACAGUCGUGGCUUAGCCUCCCCCUUGUGAGUAUGCACAGGGCCCUGCUGGACAAUAGCCUCCUCCUGGCUAGCAGGUUCUUGUAAUCUGCAUGCGAAAAAAAGACAGGUUCCCCUGCAGAACCCAUGCUGGUGACUGUAGAUAUAGUCCUAACCAAGUCUAUAUUUUGUGUAUGCAAAACAGGGGUGUAGCAUUUUGUUAAAAGUAAAUGCGGUACGUCUUUGCAAUAGUGGUAGGAAGCUAGUGUGCCACACCUUCUCCGGUAAAUGUCAUUUGAUGAAAAGAAUGAUGAUGAAAAGCGCUUAUACAUUCAGGAGAGUGUUCCUCGACACUUCAGGGUAGAGACCAAAACCGAUUCUGAAACCGUUCUUGCGUUCAUUUAAAUGUGAGAACACUUAACAGAUAUCGUCAAAUUAAUUUGAUUAGCAGGUAAGUUUUUAAACAGACUCUACGUUUUUUGUCAGGGCUCAUCCAUAAAGCACCAGUCAAAGCGAUACUAGGGUAAAUGUUUGUUGUUGGCAACAGUGGGGUUGAGAGUAGUAGGACUUCCUAGCUACAUGUAUUGCAACAGAUGACAAGAGUCAGAUAUGGGUGACAAUGGUGUUUUUUUUUCCUUUGAGAGAUCCUGGAUGAAUCUCCUACUUUGUCUGUUUUGAUGGAAGGACGGUCUCUGAACUCACUUAUUCGUAGCAUGCUCCAUAGCACUAGAACCGUAGCACCAGAGAAUUGUUGUUGUUUUAUUUGUUAUUUGAUUUAGUUUUUCUUUGUUUGUUUGAAUUCCUUGUUGAAAAAAAAAAGGCUUGUUCUAUUACUCUGUAUGUUCACCUACGUCUCUUUUCUGGAAGAAUUCUUAAGUGUUGUGUCUGAGACUUUAAACACAGUAUAUUUCUGUAACUUUCUCCAGUUUGUUCAGUUCCCUUCGCAAACAAGAAAAUAGACUCAGUGGUUGAAUGUUAGGAGUUGUCACUUUUAGUCCCUGUGUUUAGUUGAAUGGAAGAGUAGUAUUUUCUGUACUUGAAUGAGAGCAGUGCCCCUUAGGAUUGUGAUGAUCGUUGAUGAUCGUUGGGAGCUGCGAUGUGGCACAGAGAAUCCCAACUUUUAUUUUUUUCUUCUCGCAUUAGUUGUGCAUUUGUUCAUUUCCUGAUUCAUUAGCCAAUGAGUCAUUACCCAGCGAGACUUUUCACCCAUCCAGGAAUAACAUUAGAGUACACAGUACACAAACAUAUACACACACACACAAACACACACACACACACACACACACACACACACACACACACACAGUCAGGCCAAUGGAAGCAUGACUAUUAAAUGUGACAAACUUGGCCACAAACGCAACUAUCCUCUCAAUUCUGUGUAAUUACAUUUUGUAUGCACACACACACACACACACACACACACACACUCCUGUAUGCUUCUUUCCCUCUAUUUGCUGACAUCACCUCCAUGAACACACACACACACACACACACACACACACACACACACACACACACACACACACUCCAACCCAGUUGGACUCGUUGUGAGUGUGUCUGAAGCUCCCCGAUUGUGCCGUGUGAUUCUGCGAGCUGACGUGGCAGUGGGGAGAAACACUAGUGCCUCUGAGGGGUGGGGUCACCCAGCGCCUGGGGAGAAGCCCGGUGGGACUUUAUAAAGCAUUCAUAAGCUGUUUAUAAAGCAUUCAUAAGCUAUUUACAAAGCAUGACCACAGCUGUGUGUGUGUGUGUAGGGGUGGGGAGGGGGGUAAUCUGCAAGUGUUUAUAAAGCAUUCAUAAGCACUACGGAAUAGCUGCGGGGUUGUUCUCAUGUAGCCCCCCCCCCCGCAUUAGCUACAGUGGACCAAGAAUAUAGGGAUGCAAUCUCUGUGGGUAAACAGAGUAGUGGGAAGCGUGUUGUCAGAGGAGGGGUGGGGAUUGACUCGGCGGAUGUCCCGCACAGCUGCUGCAUGCCCAUGAAGGAACAUUCCAUGCCAGUCGCCCCCUCCAUGCCAGUCUCCAUGGCACGGGGGUGAGAACGUGGCGAACCCUUGCCCACACAAAAAAAAGUGAAGCCCGAUUUGUAGCUGAGCGUGCACGUCUGCGUCAGAGGCGCUGUCUGUGGACAAUCUGUGGACUCUCUCUCUCUCUCUCUCGGAGAGGUCAGCCAGGAGUGGCCUGAUGCGAGGCGAGGAAACGAGCAUUGGCACGUGUACAUAGAGAAUAUAAGUGAAGAUUGUAACAGUGCGAUUGUUAUGGGGGGGUGGGGGUUGUAAUGUCAUGUAAAACCUCAGGCUUGAGACAAAUCUCUCACUGUCUUUCCUCCUAAUUCCUCUUCUUUUCUGAUAGCUGAUGAACAACAGUGAUGUCAUAACAGACACACAGAAUAUACAACAUGGUCCCUGAAACCCAACAGCUACACUGUUACAACAUGAGCUUCUUUCAUCUUUUAUCCAGCUUUUUCUUUUCUUUUCUUUUCUUUUUUUUGGUUUGUUUGGGAUUUUAUUUUUGUGCAACAGUCUUAACAGUGCAUUAUCAAACACAGUUCACCCGAACAGCAGACUAAUAGGGUAAUUCAAAAGAUUGUGCAUUGUUUCUCUUAGGGAUGUUAAUGACGAAGUGGUUGGAAUAAACCUUCUCUCUUGGUAAGUUUUCAGGUCUAGUUAGCUCACAUCUUUAAUUUUAUUUUUUUCCCCAAAGUUUUCCAUCUUUUUCUUCCUUUCCUGGGACUCCCUUCUGCCGUGUGAUGGGAGACUGGAUAAGGCGUCAGUCUCGUUCUUCUCUCUCCCUUUUUCUGAAAUGCGACUUAGGUGGGAUCACAGAGUCCAGCGCUACCCCUCCUCCUCUUCCUACCCCUACCCUCCUGCACAUUCCUCUGGAGGUGUUUUGUUAUUGUUGUUGUUGUUUGUCUGUUUGUCCCUCAGAGCAUUCUGUCCCCCCAACCCCCCCCCCCCCCCUCCCUCCAGUAUACCUGAUUGUAGAAGUCCAAUUUUAUAAUGAGAAUAUAUUUCAGAAUAUAUGCGUACAGUUGUACAGUAAUGUAUUGUAUGAAGAAUAUUAAAAAUAAAAUUGCAACCUAAAA